GCUAUAACGCACUCGGCCCGCCAGCCCAUCAGUCGAGCGUCCAGUGUGGAGGAGCCCGCGUCGUCGUCUGCGUCCAGGUUGUGAUUUGUUUGAUCAGAAGCAAACAGCGUAAAAAGACCAUGAGGUCGUUAAUAUUAAUAUUAGGCGCGGUGCUGGCCGCGGCGGCUCAGAGGCGACCGCCCAACUACAGUCAGGAGUACAUGCCGGACACGAGCUUCGACUGCCGCGACAAGAUCCUGGGCGGCUACUACGCGGACCUCGAGACCGACUGCCAGAUGUUCCACGUCUGCGUCAAGGUCCCCGGCGUCGGGGUGCAAGACUUCCGUUUCCUGUGCCCCAACGACACGUCGUUCGACCAGGAGAACCAGAUCUGCGCCAGCUGGUACGAGGUCAACUGCGACGCCAACAUCCUCUUCUACAGCGACAACUUCGACCUCUACCGCAUCGGCUACUCGCCCAGCGGCGCCGCCCAGCCGAGCAGCAGCGCCGCCCCCAUCGCCCUGGGCCCGUCGACGGCGCGGCCGGCCCCCAGGAGCCGCCCCCAGGCCCGCCCCCAGGCGCGCCCGCGCGAGGACGAGGAGGAGUUCUACCUGCAGCGCAGCGACUCCGGCGACCGCCGCCUGCAGCAGGGCAAGGACCUCAGGAGCAGCAGCAGUAACUACUUCGGCAGGAACAAGGGCAAGGAGGAGGACUACAGCGCAGACGCCUACCUGAAGAAGACGGCCAAGCCCUACAAGCCUGUCGCCCCCACGACGGCCGCCGCGCCCACCACGCUCGCCGACGCCUACUCCACCGCCGCCAAGAAGAAGGUGGCCGUGCGCAAGCUGCGCAAGCGACCGCAGCAGCAGCAGCAGCCCGAGGACCCGACCACCGCCGCCUACGACCAGAGCGCGUACCGCGGCCAGCAGGGCUACAACGCGCCCAGGAACUACGACUACGUGGCUCCCGCCACCAGCACCACCUCCCAGGCCCCGGCCGACGUCUACAGCACCUACACGCCGCGGUACAACACCGUGCAGCGGAACGGCAGCCCCCCGUCGACCACCCAGGUCUCCGCGGCCUUCGGCUACGACGGCAGCUACCAGCAGGCGGGUGCCCAGAACAACUACAAUGGCAACAACUACAACUUCGCGCCGAGGGCAAGCAGCGCCAGGGCCACCGACUACCCCACGACACCUGCGCCCACGAACAACUACCAAAACAUCCAGAGGAAGACCCCAGAGUACCCAACGACCACUCUGAGGACGGCCGCCCCGAGCAACUACUAUCAAGGGAACGCCAACGCCGCCGCCUCCUACCAGUCGACGCCCAACUACGAGUCCACCGAGUACUCGAACGGCAAGAACUACAACUACAACUUCAACGGCGCCUACACCUCGACGGCUGCCCCGGCGUCCUACGACCAGUACAACAACUACCAGAGCGCUGCUCGCGGCACCAAGCAGGCGUCGCCGAGCUUCCCCGCGACGACUGUCGCGCCGGCCUACAGCAGCUUCCAGACGACCAGCGAGGCCUACAAGUACAACAACUACAACUACCAGAAGACCGCGCAGCCGCAGUACGACGCGCAGCCCGGCUACCAGCCGGAGGCAGAGUCCCUGAGGACCGCGCAGAGCAGCAACUACGGCCCGAGCAGCUUCAACAACUACCAGGGCGCCUCCGACGGCAAAGCCAACGCCUCGAGCGCGACGCCCAAGAAGAGCCCCGUGGCGACCGGCAGCUACGACUACAGCGCCCAGCAGUCGACGACCCCCCAGGCCAGGGCGUCCCCGGCGGCUUACAGCCCCACGGCGCCGGCCGCCCGCAGGCGACCGCCCACCACCGCCGCUCCCGUCUCGUCCACCAAGGGCGCCAAGGACGUGUCCUACGACUACGCCUACUACGACGAGUCCAACACGGAGUACGACGGCCUGGACCCCAUCAGCGACCACCACUUCGGCAAGGGCAAGGAAUCCUUCAAGGUGGCGAGGUCCGCGAAGCCCUAGGACCUGCGACCGGCUGCCGAGUCGCCGUCUGUUCACUUCAUCCGCCCGUCAGGACUAUUGUUUCUAAUGAAAUGACACUGCCUACUGGUUAAAGUCUUAAGACUCAUUCGCCAAGUUACAUAUGUAUGUACUUCAGUUUCAUGUCAUUGUUUUUGUGGUGGGGCAACUCCUGUAUUUUCCCAUGUAAAAUAAGUAAUUGAAACUUAUACUUUGAUGCCGAUUUUGGAAAUAAAUGUGUGUUAAAUGCUGUUUACUAUCUGUAAAACAUCAGGCAAUUGUUGAGAAUUAAUACUUUUGUUUUUACUGAUUGCAUCAUUUUCACUCACCGACUGUUUUCUGUUUCCACAGCUAGAUGAUUCAUAUGAGAUAACAUAUAAGAUUACAUUUUUAAAAGAUCCUUGAUACAAAUAUUAUAUUAAAGCAGGGUAGAUGAGACGAGCCAUAAGCAUAUUUCAGGAGCAAGGAGAUAUCCACAUUCAUACUCAUUUCAGUAAUAUCAUUACUUACCAAAAAAAUUUCCAACAUAUAAUGGCCAGUACUUAUUGCAAGAACACAAAAUUUGAUGACUGUUUGUGUUUAUAUGUAAGUGAAAAAUAAUCAUGUAAUUAUACAGCCAAAUACCUGUGCUACCCUAAUUUACAGAUGAUGAAAUGAAAACAUAUAUUGUUGUGUAGGUCUUCCACUGUUAUUAAAAUAAAAUAUUGAAAUUUCAUUAUAUUGCUUUUAUUUUUAAGUUAAAUAUUCCUGUAUGUGUAUAUAUAGAAAACCGGCUACCGUUAUUGAGAGAAUUACUUGAACUUAUUACUUAAAAUUAUGUUGUGUGUGUUGUUACAAUGUUAAGUUAAUAAAAAUUAAAGUUCCAUACCAGAAAACUGAUUCUACACUUUUUGAUUGUUGGAUCAGUAAUUCGAACUUUAAUGAGACCAAACCUCCAGUAAUAUGUAAAUACAAUGUAAACAUAUUUGUAAAAUAAAUAUUUUGUAAGCGGAACAAAAAUAUUUUCUGUGACUGUCUGCCUAAGACGACAAACUGGCAAACCAUUUUCUGAUGUGUUCUGCUCAGUCACAAUACAUGUAACUUCCACAAGAACUGCCCGUUUAACUCCGUUGCAUUUGCCACUGAGAAGCAAAUUUUUGAACCUACAAUACUGUCUGGGUCUAAAAUGAGCAAACACAUCUCUCCAGAUAGAAUAGCCCUACUACCAUCUUGUAUUUAUUGGCACAGUUAAUCACAACUUACUAUCUUUUCAAGAUUUUUUUUUUAAUAUUAUCAUGGUCUGGAUGAGUAACAUACUCCCAUAUGGCAGGAAACAAGAUUUUUUCAUGUGGUUGACUGUAGGUGAUGUAAUUUUGCACGAAGCAAAAUGUUGACAUCAACAAGAGUACAAAGCUUGGACCUGUUGUUUUUCGAGCAAUAAAACCAGCAUCUCAAUAAUUACGAAUAAUAUCAGUCAUUUAAGGUACCCAUCAAAAUUCAUUCCCUUAUUGUG
Bacillus rossius redtenbacheri is the source of this 3474-nucleotide messenger RNA. Its product is annotated as adhesive plaque matrix protein-like. Gene Ontology annotation, cellular component: extracellular region. Lineage: Eukaryota; Metazoa; Arthropoda; Insecta; Phasmatodea; Bacillidae. The record is from RefSeq and is a predicted model, not a curated record. The transcript has 6 exons. The coding region runs from base 120 to 1985 and encodes 621 amino acids. Gene Ontology annotation, molecular function: chitin binding.